CACACGAGAAAUAGCACCUGCAUUCAUGGCCUCUUCUUCUCCAUAUUUUCUCUAUCUCAUUCUAAUUUUCCUGCUGCCAGUUUAUGUUGUAGCUCAAACAUAUCAGAAAAUAGAGUUGGGCUUCUCAUUAACUGCAGCACUCAAUAUGAAUUCUUCCUGGAGAUCUCCAUCUGGUGAUUUCGCAUUUGGAUUCCAACAAAUAAGAGCUGGUGAGUUCUUGCUUGCCAUAUGGUUCGACAACAUACCUGAAAAAACCAUUAUUUGGUCACCACCCAUCGAUGGUGAAAAGCUGGUGGAAGAAGGAUCCAAAAUUCAACUUUCAGAAGAUGGCCAGUUCAGACUCACUGACGCGAGAGGUGAGAAACUAUGGGAUGCACAAUUGACUGGCUCUGGUAACGUUUUAUACGCAGCCAUGUUCGACACAGGAAAUUUUGUUCUGGUGAGCCAGGACUCCAACUUGUGGGAGAGUUUUAAUCAGCCAACUGACACAAUAGUACCUACACAGAUAAUGAAGCGAGACAGCAAACUUGUCGCCCGUUAUGCAGAGAAGAAUUAUUCAAGGGGAAGGUUUCGUUUCCUAAUGCAAGGGGAUGGAAAUCUCGUAUUCUACGUCACUAGCUUCCUAUGGGACACAGUGGAUUUAAUAAAUAGAGCUUAUUGGGCAUCCAAUACUGUAAACCAAGGCUACCAGUUUGUCUUCAACCAGUCUGGCUAUAUCUACCUAGCAGAUAACAAUGGAAGCAUACUCUACUCUUUUACAUCAAAAGAAACUUCAUCUACGAACUAUUACCAGCGAGCAAUCCUAGAGUAUGAUGGGGUCCUCAGGCAUUAUGUCUAUCCAAAGACCACAAAUGGUAUUACUAGAAAUCCUAUGAACUGGUCCAUGCAGGGGUCUGAACCUUCGAAUAUUUGCGACAUUAAGGAAACACAAGGUAGUGGUGCUUGCGGAUACAACAGCUACUGUAGUUUUGGAGAUGAUCAGAGGCCUAGAUGCGAGUGCCCACCUGGAUACUCAUUCUUUGAUCCAGAUGAUAAGAUGAGAGGGUGCAAACAGGAUUUCAUCUCACAAGAUUGCAAUGGAAACCAAGAUGCAGAUAAUUUUGAAUUCAGGGAUAAGCUCAACAUGGAUUGGCCAGGAACAGAUUAUGGAUAUUUUAAAGACGUUACUGAGGAUUGGUGUAGGCAAUCCUGCUUGACUGAUUGUUUUUGUUCUCUUGCAGUCUUUAAAGAUGGUGAAUGUACAAUGAAGAAAUUUCCUCUCUCUAAUGGGAGAAUGGAUCCUAACCUUGGUGGAAAAACAUUGAUCAAAAUAAGGAAAGAAAAUUCAACAUACAAAUCUCCUGACAAAGGAUCAAGGGAGGGUUCGAUUGACGGGCGUUCAAGAGAGGGUUCAACCUUUGGUUCAAAUAAGGAGGACAGGUCAACUCUAAUUCUUACUCUAACUAUGCUCUUAAGUGGCUCAUCAUUUUUGGACCUUGUUCUGUUGAUUGCUACUCUUUGGCUUGUUUCACGCUUGUGUUAUUGGAAAAGAAGGAUGCUUCAACCUUCCAGAGCUAACCAAGGCACAAGUUUGCGAAGCUUCACAUACAAGGAGCUUGAGGAAGCUACAAAUAAAUUCAAAGAAGAACUUGGAAAAGGUGCUUGUUCAACAGUUUACAGAGGAGUUAUUGACAUUGGUAACAAGAAUAUGGUCGCCAUAAAAAAAUUGGACAAGAUAAUGACAGAAAGCGAGCUGGAGUUUCAAGCAGAAAUAAGUGCAAUUAGCAAGACAAAUCACAAGAAUCUAGUUCAGCUGCUAGGAUUCUGCAAUGAGGGACAACAUCGGCUUUUGGUGUAUGAAUACAUGAGUAAUGGAUCUUUAGCAUCUUACCUUUUUGGAAAUUUAAGGCCCAAUUGGUAUCAAAGAGCUCAAAUUGCUUUUGGAACUGCACGAGGGCUUGUUUAUUUACAUGAGGAGUGCAGCAACCAGAUCAUACACUGUGACAUCAAGCCUCAAAAUAUUCUACUAGAUGACUCAUUGACAGCAAGAAUUUCUGACUUUGGAUUAGCAAAACUUUUGAAGACAGGCCAAACUCGAACUGUUACAGCAAUUAGGGGAACAAAAGGAUAUGUAGCCCCUGAGUGGUUCAAGAACAAGCCUGUCACAAUCAAGGUUGACGUUUACAGCUUCGGGAUUCUGCUGCUAGAGCUCAUUUGUUGUAGGAAGAGUUUUGAGCAAGAUUCAGAGGAUGAAAACCAAAUGAUACUGGCUGACUGGGCAUAUGAUUGCUAUGAAGAAGGGAGACUGUACCUGCUAGUUCAGGAGGAUGAAGAGGCUAUUCAGGACAUUAAUAGGGUAGAGAGGUUUGUGAUGAUUGCCAUUUGGUGCAUUCAAGAUGAUCCAUCUUUAAGGCCCACUAUGAAGAGAGUCUCACAGAUGCUAGAAGGAGCUGUUGAAGUUCCUCGUCCUCCAACCAUUUCCCCUGUUAACGUAUGAGAUCAAGUCUAUUAAACUAAUGUGGUGGCAGUUACACAAUUUAUUUUUGCUUAGUGGUGUAGCAGUUUAUUUUUGCAGUUGGUAACUUCUUUAUGUUUUUAGCGGCUGUCAUGUAUAAGUUACUUUUCUUUGAAAAACUGACAUGUAUGUUUAUGUUUGCUGAGUUAUAUCAGGAAAACUCAGUAUAUGUUCUUUGAUAUCAGGGUUAAUGUUCAUGUC
Molecule: messenger RNA, 2695 nt
Organism: Rubroshorea leprosula
Lineage: Eukaryota; Viridiplantae; Streptophyta; Magnoliopsida; Malvales; Dipterocarpaceae
Source: the annotation of a GenBank genome assembly